Messenger RNA from Ogataea philodendri, 564 nucleotides. RefSeq lists its product as uncharacterized. The transcript has a single exon. The record is from RefSeq and is a predicted model, not a curated record. The coding region runs from base 1 to 564 and encodes 187 amino acids. Lineage: Eukaryota; Fungi; Ascomycota; Pichiomycetes; Pichiales; Pichiaceae.
AUGUCGAAAAUAGAGUCUUCCGAGAGAGUGGAGCCCGAAUUUUGUUUCGUGAGAGGAUGCAUUUCGUCUUCCUGGCCGUCAUGGAUCGAUCUUGCAGUAUGGAAAGACUCUGCACCAGUUCUAAUGCUCGUGGCUGCAGAUGGCGAGUAUUUAUGCAUAGCUGGCGAUUGUUUGAGGGCUCUUGGAGCCCUUUCCUCGUGGACAGAAGAUUCACUGUCUGCCUCUGCCUCGAUCUUGGACCGCAAAUCCUCGAAUUCUUUCAUAAUAUCAUCGAAUUUUCCACUGGCACGGCCGCUGGAUCUGUCAGAUGAGUUGCUCGAGUCCACAGAUGGACGUUGUGGAGGUCUUUCAAAGGUAUCGAGCGGUCUAAAAUUUCCGGAAUUAGGACGUCUUGGCGAUCUUGCUGGGAUUGUGAAAUUAAGUUCCGUGUACUGCUCCAUGUCUGGGGCUCUAACAGCUUUGCUGCUAAGAGGCUUUGAUGGAUGCGAGGCUGGAACAGUGCGUGCCACUUUGAUGCUCUCUUUGUCGCUUUCUUCCAUCACUGGGGAUGUAUCUCUUAGAUAA